CCUGGCUUCCAAGCUCCUGCAGCUAGUUUUCCGAACCAGAGGCAGCCAUACCAGCCUCGCCCAGGCCAGAUGCAGCAUCAACAACCACUCUAUCAGCCUAGAUAGGGGCAGGCUUUUCAACAGCCCCCACAGCAGUAGUACCAGCAGCCUGGUGCAUCUCCAUCAGUCCCAGCACCGGGCGACCCCGUGUCAAAACUAAGGGAUCUAGUGACUACCUUGGCCAACACUAGUACCCAAAAGUUCAAUAAAUUGGAGCAGUUCAUGGAAGUGGUUGUAGGCAAAUUCAUGGAGAUUGAAGCGGGCCAGAGAAACUAGCAAGCACUCCUGCAGGAUAUGGACACUAAUAUCGGGCACCUGGAAGAUGCCCUUGCCUUCAGACCGGCUGGCACACUUCCUGGCCAACCCCUACCGAAUCCCAGAAAUCAUAAGGAGGGGUUACACGCCAUUAUGCUGAGAAGUGGGACUGUGACUGCGGAUGCACCGCAGAAGAGUGCCAAGAAGGUGACCCAGAUCACCCCAGAGCCGGAAGAAGACCUGGUGAUGGAAAAGGGGCCAGAGGAUGAAGCUCCAAAGCCACAACCAGUAGUGGCUGAAUAUAAGCCUAAGCUCCCUUUUCCCACCAUGAUUUACAAAGACAGGCUAGAGGCAGAGUUCGACAACUUCUCAUCCAUGCUUAGGAAGCUUCAUGUUCAAGUUCCCUUCAUGGAGGCACUAUCUCUGAUGCUUAGGUACGCGAAGUUCCUGAAGGAGCUUCUCUCGAAGAAGCGGAGGCUGAGCGAGCUAGCCACUGUGGAGCUCAGCGAGGAGUGCUCGGCCAUUCUGCAGAACAAGCUUCCGCAGAAGCAGAAGGACCCAGGUAGUUUUACUAUCCCGUGCUCUAUAGGUAAAUUGCAUGUAGAGAGGUCCUUGGCGGAUCUAGGUGCUAGUAUUAAUGUGAUACCAUAUAAAUUGUUCAAGAAACUAGGCCUAGGUGAACCCAGUGCAACUAGGAUGAGUAUUCAACUAGCUGACCGAUCUAUAGUUCAUCCUAGGGGCAUAGUGGAAGACCUUCUGGUUAAGGUUGGAAGAUUCUUUUAUCCAGUGGAUUUUGUUGUCUUGGACAUCAAUGAGGACACAAAAGUGCCCCUUAUACUGGGAAGGCCUUUCCUGGCCACCGCCAAGGCUCUUAUAGAUGUACAUGAUGGGACCUUAGUCUUGAGGGAUGGCGAGGAGCGAAUAACGUUUUCCAUUGCUAAUACUCUCCAUGCUUCAUCGCCUUUGCAUGUUGUUUCUCACCAGGAGCAAGAGUCUGUUGUGUAUCCUUCUAUGCUUCCCAUUUUGCAGGACCCCCCUUCCAUACCCUCGCCGCCACUCCCGUCCACUCCGUUACCAAAGGAAAAGAUCAAGGAGGAGUGGCGGCCAAAACUGCCGGUAGCUAAGCCUGCUAAAAAGGAAGCAGGAGACCACUAUGAGCUGGUCCCGCCUCUUGAGCCUCGACCGCCUUGGCCAUCCGAGUAUUCACUCGCUUGGUUAUACGAGAGUUAAUCAAUCUACUGCUUUGUACUGGAACCCAAUUCCAGUAGUGGAGUUCUGUGUUUAUUUCCUUAGCAGUCUAUCCCGGUGAAGGUUAGUCGCCUGGCGAUUAGCCUGCCUGAGAGGGCUUGGUCAACUUAAGAGAUUCCAAGCUACUGUCGGAUCUUCCGCAGUUUAAUAAACAGUUAAUCAACCUAGGGUAAUUACAACUGAGACCUAACUAAGGAGCUAGGGGGACUCAUUCCCAAGUGACUCUUCCUUUGCUUUAGAAAACCGAAUCAUUUCCUUCUUUCUUACUGCUUUUACUUAAAUCAACAAUCACUCGACUU
Molecule: messenger RNA, 1841 nt
Organism: Linum trigynum
Lineage: Eukaryota; Viridiplantae; Streptophyta; Magnoliopsida; Malpighiales; Linaceae
Source: the annotation of a GenBank genome assembly